CAGUUCGCAUGUCGCAUAAGUAAAAAAACACGUUCUAGUAAACUUCCUAGGCAUUCGCUAUAGAAUUUAACUAUCUACAGAAAAUCUAAGCAACUUAACUAUGGAAUCGGAAAUUAAUGGUGCUGUUGUGGAUAACAACAAAAGGCGACAAAAGAAAAAGAAGAACAACAGUCGGUUCCUGCGCAAUGCAAAGGGGUUUGCCAAGCAGGGAAUCUACGGCCGCGGCACCCACAUUGAUGAUGAUCGGUAUAAUUAUUUUAUCAAUAUAUUGGACGCCAUGAAAAAUGGCUUUGAAGAUGUAGAGGAAAAAGUUAACAUGGCCAAUAAUGUAUUCGCCCAAACCACUGAAGAAGAAGUUCAUUUGGCUUCUAAUCAGAUUGUAAGUAAAGCACUGGAGUCUUUAAUUGGUUUUGUGGACUCGGAAAACUUGGAGCGUUUCUUUAGAGCAUUUGGCGACAAUUUCCGCCCCGUUUGCUCGGAUGGCUUUGCCUCGCAUGUCUUACAAAAAAUGGUGGAGAUUGCGUUUUUGCGCGCAUUAGGAAAAGACAGUUUAAAAAAUGCCACCGGAAACGUUGAAGGUACAAUUGAGAUCGCAGAUGCACCAGCAGCUAAACGCGCUAAAAUCGAGGUUCCGUCAUUUAGUGAAGAGUCAUACAACCUUGAAACGGAUUUCAGUACUGAACAUCGGCAUCAGUGCAGUCAGUUUGUUGAGCGCGUGAGUAAGUUUUUACUAAACAAUUUGGAAGAUUUCGUAUGGGACUCGUGUGCUAAUCAUAUCACGCGUACCAGUAUACUUAGCUUGGCGGGUGUGCAUGUGGCGAAAGUGGCAUUCGAAAAGGGUGGUGCUGAUAUUGCGAAAAAUAGAAAGUUGUAUACCGUACCUAAGGGAUGGACGGAAGUACUAGCAGAAUUUCCACAACGUUUAGAAAUGUGGCCCCAAUUCCCAGAUUUUCCUUAUCAAGAACACUCUUCAGCAUUGCUUGGUACCAUUUGCAUUGCUUUACGCGCAACCGACAAACAACUCCUAAAGCAUUUCGGCAAAAAAAUAUUAAUGGAUGCGUUUAUCAAGACGGAGCAAAGUGAAGAAGAGGAGGAAAAGAAACAAGAGUUGGAUAAAGAUGAUGAAAAUGAAUCUAAAGAGAAUGUUAACACAGUUCAAUUACCAAAGGUAUUUGCAUACCAAUCGGCUGUCAUCUUGCUGGAAACGCUGCUUACAGUGGCUGGCGCAAAACUAUUUACUCAGCUCUAUGCCAUGCUAUUCAGCGGACGGAUAUCUCAACUUGCGAAAACGCGACUUACAAAUUUCGCUGUACAAAAACUUCUGCAAAACAUAAAAGAGAAGGAAGAUUUCGAAAACGUUUUCAACGAGUUGGGUAGUGACGUUGAGGAGCUGCUAAAAAUUGGGCAUACGGGUGUUGUGGAAGCGCUCUCUGGAGCCUGCUUGCGGCUUGGUUUAAAACAAGCGCAAUGCAUUGUAGCUCUACAAACGGCUCUCCAUACGCCUGCAAGCGAUAAACAAAAGGCUAAGACUUUCUUCCAUUGUGUUAUCAAGCUAAAACCAUAUGAAGUGGCGCAAACGGACAAAAGUGGUUUUGUGCACCUCCAUGGCUCAUUGAUAGUACAACACAUUUUACGAUUCAACAAGCCAAUUUUUCUGGUCAAUUGCAUAUUGGAGACUCCCGCCGAGCAACUAGCUACCAUCUUCAAUACACCAAAUGGUUCACAUAUAGUUGACGCAUUUCUGCAGAGUAAAUAUAUAGGAGAGAAAUCACGUGAAAAAUUGAUAAGGCAUAUGGACGGGUUCUAUGUGGACUUGGCCAUAACUAAGUUUGGUUCACGCGUAGUGGAGAGUUGUUUUGCGGCCGCGCAAGAGUCGCAAAAGUCACAUAUUGUGAAAGAGCUGGCAGAUAAAGUGAAUAUGCUAAAGGGUACACCUUUUGGUAGGCUACUGUAUAAUAAAUUCCGCGUUGAGACAUUCAGACUUUCGGCGACACAAUGGAAGGCCAGUUUACAUGCGAACAAAGAGCAGAAGGUCGACAAGUUGUUUAAGGAUAUUAUUAAUUGAUUAAUUAAGGAUACUAUCUUUUCUUGGUUCGAUGUAUUUUGAAUUUUUUCUUUUAUGAAUAUUAAAAAUGAUAAUACACUA
Messenger RNA from Anastrepha obliqua, 2146 nucleotides. RefSeq lists its product as uncharacterized. The record is from RefSeq and is a predicted model, not a curated record. The transcript has 2 exons. Gene Ontology annotation, biological process: ribosomal small subunit export from nucleus; endonucleolytic cleavage in ITS1 to separate SSU-rRNA from 5.8S rRNA and LSU-rRNA from tricistronic rRNA transcript (SSU-rRNA, 5.8S rRNA, LSU-rRNA); endonucleolytic cleavage in 5'-ETS of tricistronic rRNA transcript (SSU-rRNA, 5.8S rRNA, LSU-rRNA). Bases 101 to 2065 code for a protein of 654 amino acids. Lineage: Eukaryota; Metazoa; Arthropoda; Insecta; Diptera; Tephritidae. Gene Ontology annotation, cellular component: preribosome, small subunit precursor; 90S preribosome; nucleolus. Gene Ontology annotation, molecular function: RNA binding.